Messenger RNA from Coregonus clupeaformis (lake whitefish), 2203 nucleotides. RefSeq names its product probable phosphatase phospho1. NCBI's taxonomy places the organism in Eukaryota, Metazoa, Chordata, Actinopteri, Salmoniformes, Salmonidae. The record is from RefSeq and is a predicted model, not a curated record. Gene Ontology annotation, molecular function: phosphatase activity. The coding region runs from base 319 to 1158 and encodes 279 amino acids. The transcript is spliced from 3 exons.
CUCAUACGUAGCCAAGUAAUGGUUAACUUCAAGACUGGACAAAGUACAGCAUGCCGGUGACCAAUUCAAGAACAUAGCCAACUUUAGGGAUACCGCGCGGGACAACAGUGGCAUCGGGUAUACUGUUUGUGGACAUACAUUCUUACUGAUCCCAUUUAUUGGUUGAUAGUGUUCUAGGAACCUACAGCACGGAACAUUGAAGAACCCCUACCUUGUGUGUUUUCCGACCUGCGUCGUCGUGAACGAGAGACCAAAAGGUGCAAAAGAGCGGGAUUUUGGUACCACUCCUCUCAGUAAGGGGUUGUGGCAAAGCCAAUCAUGAACUGCUUUGGCUCUCCCCCAGGCGAGGACAUUCCCCCCCCACGUUCCAGACGCUCCUCAAACAACAUGGCCGCCAACUCAGCAACGCCCCCCUCUGACAGGCGUUUCCUCAUCUUCUUCGACUUUGACGAGACCAUUGUGGAUGAAAGCAGUGAUGACGUGGUGGUGCAGGCGGCCCCAGGCCAGAACCUCCCCACCUGGCUGAAGGACACCUACCGGCCAGGCCACUACAACGAGUACAUGCAGCGCGUGCUGGCCUACAUGGCAGAGAAGGGCGUGAACGAGAGCGCCAUCCGCUCCGUCAUCGAGAAGAUCCCCGCCUCUCCCGGCAUGCUGGCCCUGUUCCAGUUCCUCCGCCACUGCCCCCCGCAGGACUUUGAGGUGGUGCUGGUGUCUGAUGCCAACACCUUCUUCAUCGAGUCCUGGCUCCGCCGCGUUGGGGCCCGCCAGCUCUUCGUCAAGAUCUUCACCAACCCUGCCACCUUCGACAAGGAUGGCCGGCUGGUGCUGCGCCCCUUCCACUCCCACAGCUGCCUGCGCUGCCCAGAGAACAUGUGCAAGCAGGUGAUCUUGAGGGACUAUGUGAUGCGACGGACGCAGGAGCGCGGGCGGCCGUUCCAGAGGGUAUUCUACGUGGGCGAUGGGGCCAACGACUUCUGCCCAUCUCUGAUCCUGGGCCCCAGAGACACUGCGUUCGCCCGGCGGGACUACCCCAUGCACCGGCUGAUCACUGAGAUCCACGAGGCCAGGCCGGGGGAGUUCAAGGCUGUCACUGUGCCCUGGGCCAGUGGGGAUGAUGUGGUGGAGCGACUCAGGAAGCACGCAGAGGAGAAAUGAUGAAGCUAGGGGGCGGGGGGGGCGCGGGGGUAAACCGCCUGCUCACACACACACAAAUAUUCAGAGACACACACACACACACACACACUCGUACACAAAUGGCAAAUCAAAUACCCACAAAACCACAUACUGACACACAUCAAUGAAAAAACACUCUCCGCUCAAGAAUAGAGCAUGCCAAUUGAACAGUCCUUUGAUAUAUUGCCUGCGACAGACAGUGUCACCCUUCCAGUCAGUCCAUCUGUCUUACUCUGACUCAGCCAUAGAGCUAGAAAUACUGUAGUCUUUCAGCCCACCUCCUCUCACACUGGGCUAAAGGUCAAUCAGAGACACCAACCCAAUAACAGAAUCAACUCUGUUAGUCAUUACAGAGACCUAUGCCUUGGUUGAUACCCUACCAAUCAGGCCAGUAUUUUGUCAGUCAAGCUUUUAAAGGGAUUGAUCCUCUUACUCUUGAUUUGAGAAGGAAGAGGAACAAACAUAAAUCAUUGCCUGAAUUGGGCGUUCUGCAGUGAUGCAUGUAGGACUGAUAAAUUACCUGUAUUCCUUUGUUGACACUGAGCUUAGUUGGUUUAUUAACAAUCAAACUUGGUCAGUAGCGCAGCAGAUCCUAUUAAUUAGUGGCCCGUACUCUGACUAUAGCCCUCUCCAGUCCACCCAAUGGCAUUGUCGAUGCUAAAUGAAUGGGUGGCUAUUCCAGUGUAAUUCUUAAAUCUUAUAUUUUCAAUAAUAAAUGGUGUUGUUUACGUGUUCUUUGUGAAAUAGAGAAUUGAUGGCUGAUCUGGGAAAAAAUGAAUGUGACAACAUCGCCAUCUACUGGCAGAUCUACAGAUUGCAACUGGGGACCAGUUUUAACGUUUUGGGAAAUAAAUUGAAAUGGAACUAAAAAUGUCCUGUACCAUAUGACAUAGCUAUAUAACUAAAUAUUGUGUCAUUUUAAAACAUAUGUAUGUAUUAUUAUUUAUGUAUGUCUGUUUUUAAUAUGUACCAUGUACUUGUACCAACAUGUUCCACUACCAGCAGGAAAAUAAAGCCAUGAACUAAA